Manduca sexta (tobacco hornworm) is the source of this 1277-nucleotide messenger RNA. Its product is annotated as zinc finger and BTB domain-containing protein 14. The transcript has 2 exons. Gene Ontology annotation, molecular function: protein binding. Lineage: Eukaryota; Metazoa; Arthropoda; Insecta; Lepidoptera; Sphingidae. Gene Ontology annotation, cellular component: nucleus. Gene Ontology annotation, biological process: regulation of transcription by RNA polymerase II. The record is from RefSeq and is a predicted model, not a curated record. Bases 98 to 1048 code for a protein of 316 amino acids.
CUGUCAAUGUCAUACUUAAGUCAUUCAUUAUCUGGCAAGUGGACUGACGAAAAUUUUGGGGUUUUGUUUUCGUAACAGUGUACAUUUUCGUUAUAGAAUGAAUAAUGCACCGCAGUUCUCAUUACGUUGGAACAACUACGUGUCUCAUGUAACAGAAGCGUUUAAUGUUCUCAGAUUUGAGAAUGACCUGGUAGACGUCACGCUUUGUUGCGAUGGUGGUAAAAUCAAAGCCCACAAAAUGUUGUUAUCCGCUUGCAGUAAUUAUUUUAAGCAAAUAUUCAAAGAAAAUCCUUGCCAGCAUCCUGUCAUCAUUUUCAGAAACUUUAAGUUCGAGGACCUGAAUGCUAUCAUCAACUUCAUGUACCAUGGUGAGGUGAACAUAUUCCAAGAGCAAUUGGAGUCAUUCCUUAUUACUGCCGAGCUUUUAGAAGUUAAGGGUUUGACGGAUAAUGCAGAUGAUGACUCAUCUAAGAGUACACUAAGGAUAACUGACAAUGCCUCUCUAGACUUAAGUUCCAAAACAAGUAGAUUUGUUGAAGAUAUAGUGCCUGUGUUGUCUGAUGAGCCUAUAAAUUUGGCACCGGCGGCUAGCACUAGAGAUGAGUACAUUCCACAAGCAAGUCCAAUGAAGAAUAUUGGGGAUCAAGAGAAUGAAAUACAGCCUGAAACCUCAAAAACUGAUGACAAUAUGGGCUCAAAAGUAAAAACUAUUACUCCACCCGCUGAGGAAAUGCAGGUUGAUGCACAGUCCAGUUCCACCACAGUUGAAGAUUUAUCAGAAAAAAAUAAUUCUGAAUCAGACCUUGCCAAAUUCCGUUGCCAGUUAUGUCCUAAAGGGUUCAAACAUCCCACAUCUCUGACUCUGCAUAAAGAUGCACAUGCUGGAAAAACUCAAUGCCCUGUGUGUCACCGCUCCUUCUCAAGGUCAUAUGACAUGAGGAGCCACUUGCAGAGAAUACAUCAAGGGAAACAACUGACAAUCAAAGAAAUCAGAUACAAGAACACAAAUGAUAAUGUAACUCCCAAGCAGUUCACUCAUCAUAUUUAGUUAUGACUUUAUGGUAACAAAUGUUACCAUGAGCUGUCUCCGCACCUAGUGCAACCAGCCUGUAUUAAUGUUGUAUGUAUAGACUAUAGCUAUUAUAUGGUAUUCAUAAUGAAGAAUAUUUUUAUUUACUAUUUUCUAAAAUGUCACAAAAGAUUGCUCAGUGCUGUAGCUUUGGCUAUUUUUAUACUAGUCUAUGAUAUUACUGUUUUAAUAUAAAAUGUUUCCAUUA